Seminavis robusta is the source of this 1951-nucleotide messenger RNA. NCBI's taxonomy places the organism in Eukaryota, Bacillariophyta, Bacillariophyceae, Naviculales, Naviculaceae. The record is from the annotation of a GenBank genome assembly.
GGUGGCCACUGCUCUAUUCUCGUGACGGAGCUUCAUUCUCCCCUCUAUGAUAGUGAUACUAACCCACACUUUGUAUCUCUGGCUGUCUAGUAUUAUUCCUGGCAAUCCCAUUACUCAACUGUAGCUACCAGCUAGUCGACUGCAAAAAAGAAGAAGAAUAUGCCCAUGAUGGAAGCAGGCCAAGCGGCAAACCCUCCUCCGAUCCUUCGUUACUACGUGACGAAUGAAGCAGAAAAGUCUGAGAAGCAACCCGUGAGACCGCGCCGCAAGUACAGUCUGAGCAGCAUUGAAUUGUUGGCUUCGAAUGGCGGCGUGGACAAGAUCAGGAGGAACUCUCGCGGUUUGCGAAAGAACAAGACGUUUCCUUGCAACCUGCAACUAGAACCUGACGAGGAAGAGAAUCAAAAGCAAUCUGAUGUAGACCACGCGAGACGGCGCGGAAGGCGAAGAUCGUCUGGCCAAUCCUACGUUUCCGAUCUGACCUUGGAUAUGGAUGGUUCCUACUUGUGGAACGAAGAAGGAGAGACCCUUCCUCUAGCCGAGGACCACAAUGCUGAAGAAGCCGACAAUGGAACCAACAUUGCAGUCUUUGUGGAAGAGGGCGACGAAGAAGAAGAAGAGCCUGGCGAUUUCCUCCCUACACCUCCAAAAAGGAAUCUCUCUGCUAGGAGUGCGUACAACCGGAAUAUCUCGGAAGCGAGCCUUGAUAAAAGCGAGUUGGCUGCUCCCGUGUGUUGUGGAGGUUACACGUCAGACGACAAACUGGGUGGAAGCAACACAACACAGAGGACUCAUCUCAUGAGACGUGAUGCGUCCUGGAGCAGUUCUCAUAGCAGGAUGAGUUUCAGCGAAUCCUCUUGGGACUUUUACGGUCUGGAAGACAGCGGCCGGGAAGACGAGAGUGACCUCAGCGAAAGCGACGAUGAGGACGAUGCUUCGGUCAAUCUCGACCUGUCUCAGGAACUCGCCUUUCUGCAACACCAAGCGCAACGACAACAUCAGCAGCUAGAGCAGCAAUACAUGCAAGACCAUUCUGGAGAUUCUAGUGACGACGACAGCGACUCUGACUCGGAAUACAGCGAUGACGACAGCGAAGACCUCCACGGUUCCAAGGGCAGCUGCGACUUUAUGCCGUCCAUGCCCCGUCGCCGUGCCAGCGGAUCGACGGUACAGACACACCUGACACAACUGUCGAUACAGACGCAGCUGUCGAUACAGACACAAUUGUCGGUGUGUCUGUCGGUACAGACGCAACUGUCAAGCGCUUCUAGAUCUUCUAGGCGUCAUCGUCGUAGCCACCCCCUUUCAAAAGCAGAGCUGCAUGGACCGGAAGCAGCAAUGCCAAUGAAACCCCGACGUAUGUCAACCAUCGAACUGCCAGCUGAAGACGAGGUGCUAGAAGACCCACAACCGCAAGCAGCCACCACGACCGAAUUGCUCUCCGAUGGGGAAGAACUUUGUAGUCCCAGUCAUCGUCACAGCCAUCCCGCCCCUUCCAACGAAGAGCAGCUGGAAGCAUCUAGUCGUGUUCAUCGCCGCAGCCAUCCUCUGUCCAAAGCCGAGCAAGAACUGCAAUUAGAAGUCGAGGACGACGAGGAGGAAUCUGACGAGGAGUCCGAGAGCGACAGCGAAUCCGAAACGGAAGCCACCGAAGAACCUGAAACCAUGACAAAGGAAUGCGCCCUCCCUCGUUUGAACCAAGAGAACCUUCCCCGGAAGGUCAGUCGUCGAAGGAGCAACCGAAAGGCAAUUCGAGGAACGAAAGAUGCUGCCCCCGGUGUUCCACGACGAAGGCGUAGUGGGAGACGGUUGGCAUUGGCACGGUCAACAUAAGAGUUGUACCGUACCAGCGAAGCGGCCGCACAACACCUCCACCAAUACUACGCAAAGUGCCCAUGCACAUUCACAGUAUGUUCAUAGUCUAAAAACAAUAGAUGCUACAUUUUAUGAU